This is a messenger RNA of Apis florea (little honeybee), 2205 nucleotides long. RefSeq lists its product as uncharacterized. The record is from RefSeq and is a predicted model, not a curated record. Lineage: Eukaryota; Metazoa; Arthropoda; Insecta; Hymenoptera; Apidae.
AUUGGCUCAGUCAUUCCACUGCAAGCUGCGACCACGCACGGAUCGAUUUCGGAAAUUUUUGCGCGGAAAUUAUUUCUCCUCGGUGCGCGAUCGACGAUUAUUAUACAUACCAACCGUUUCUUCCUUGUUGUUUCUUCUCGUUUCUUCUUUCUUUGUUUCUUUUCUUUUCUUUUCUUUUUUUUUUUCCCUCUUCUCCCUCCCCUCCUCCCCUCCCUCUCUCGUUCAAUUAAAAUGGAUAUCAGGAUGUUGGCAUUGGUCUUGCUAGUCAACGUGGUUGGAUCGCUCGCGGACUUACGUUCCCCCCUCUUCAGACUACGAAGAAAUGGAUUGCGGGAAGAUAGAGCGAUCGCAACGGAUGGGAUAUCGAGGACGGGCAAACGGGAAUCCAGCGCCUCGAACGCUCGAACUACCGCCUUGCCUGUUUCCACCUUGCACCUCUACACACUGAUCCCCCCCGACCCCACUACCGAAAAUACGAAUCCGUGGAGCGCAGCUCCCUCUGGAGAUAAAUCCAACACUCCCAAGAACGUGGCUCGAAGGGCGACGAACGAGCCAGAUUCGACCACCGAGUCCGAAUCACCUUCUCCCCGAUCACCUCUCACCACCAAACCACCGAAAAGUCCAACUACCACCGGGCCUCCCGACUCGAGGGAAGAUCCUUACGCCGAUUCGAAGCCGAAGAGGCCGGCGCCCAAGCCGGCCGGCAGAUCGACCACACCGAAACCGAAACCGAGGCCGAGGCCGAAACCGACGAGUCCUGAAGAAGGUGCCGAGCAACCGGACCCCGAGAUCUCCGAAAAACCGAAGGCAGAUCCCGAGGAGCCGGAUCGGGAAGCGUCCGAAAAGGCAAAUGUCGCGGAACCCGAGCAGUCGAAUUCGGGAGGAGGGAAGCGGAGAGCGGAUACCGAGGACUUGGAUCCGGAAAGCGAGACGAGAGGAGGGAAGCCGAGACCGAGAGCGAAAGCAAAACCUGCGAGUUCCGAGGAAGAGCUUUCCGCGAGACAAUUGCCGAAUGCGGAAAGGCCGAAACCGAAGGCGUGGCCCGCGAAUUCCGAGGAGGAGGAGGAGAGGGAGCCUGAGGAGGGGGGGAGAAGACAACCGUUGAACGAUUCGAAAAGACCGAAGAGGCCGAAGGGAAAACCGACGGCGAGCUCCGAGGAGGCUGAUCCGGCGAGCAAACCGAGGGGGAAAGCGGCAGGGAGCAAGCCGGCGAUCGGUGCCCGCCUCGGCUCCCCCGACGACGAGGAGGAGCCGAAGCGGGAACAGGUGGGAAUCGAAGGGAGGCCUGGAUCGAAGUCGAAUCGUAUCCCGAACAAUCCUCAGAAUCCCAACUUCCAAUUCCCCCCUUUCUUCAUGCCGUCCUUCGUCCCCAGCUUCUCCUCGCCCUACAGCGACACCUACAAUCCGAACAGCAACGCGUGGGCCGGAACCAACGCUGGAACGAGAGGUUAUGGAAGCGGUGGAGCGGCGUCUUUCGCCUCGGCGAGCGCCUCUGCCGGCGGAGCAUCUGAUAUACCCACGAAUUAUAACGGUUAUCCUCGAGGAUAUCCAGGAGGAUAUGGCGACACCUCGAACACGGUCAACGCACCUACGCCAGGCGUGUAUAACAGUGGGGGAUAUGGUAGCUAUGGAGGAGGCGUGUACGAUCCCAGUUCGUUCGCCUUCCCUGAUUACAACUUCGCCGAUUUCCAGAAGCAAAUGGAGGAAAAUUUCAGACAGUUGCAAGCUCAAUUCCAGAAGCAACAGCAAUCGAUCUUCGACGCGACAAAUCGCAUAGCCGGUGACCCGAACUCUGUACCCUUGCACAGUGCUGUGUCCAGCAUUAAUUUGGGACCAGAAGGUGGUUAUCAAGCUGGCGCGAUCAAUCCGGUUGGACCAGGCGUGGAAUCAAGAUUUGGCGAGGAAGUGCCUCCACCAUCUGGAAACAGCUAUGGGGUAUUCUCCAGCUCGAGCUCGCACACCAUGGUUGGUCCGGAUGGGAAGACUAUCUCUCAUAAGUCUUCGACCACGGGUGUAAAUGACAAUGGAAAAAUUACUUUCCGAACAAUCGAGGAUUAAAUUCAUCAAAUUAAGUAUUGGCACAAAUGUUUCCAAUUUUAACGCCUCUUUCCAAGUUUCUCUGUAACGUCGGGAUAAUUAUAGACAAAAUUCUUAAAUAUCAUUUAUUGUUUGUUAAAUAUACGUAAAGUGAUACGCUGAUAUGAA